CAGGGGAACGCGACCGAGAUGACGCUAAACUUUAAAGUCAGCGUUUACACCCGCGGGUUUAUACGAUUGUGUUCAGUGGGAGCGCGGAUGCGAUGAUCUACAGUGUGCUUGGGACUACACUCUGACUAACACACCAACUGGCAUCUACAACAAGAAGGACAAUUUUGCAUGUACACAUAUAAUACAUCUGUAGAAAACAUAACAUUUCACAAGUGAACCUUAAAUAAUUCUACCAUCAUGGAACUUGACGCGUCUAUCAUUCUCCCUGCGCUCUUCUUUACCAUUCUUGCUGUUGUCUUGGCAGCCAAAUUCAUCCCCAGAAAACAACCAGAGGAGAAGAAGAAGAGGGUUAAAGUAGGCUAUGGAGACGACAUUCCUCCUUCCAGAGCAUUGGCACCAGCAGUACCAGUAGUGGAAGUACCAAAAGUGGAGAUAUCACCACCAGUGAUAAAACCUGAAGUUAUCCCCGAGCCAGAAACAGUUGCCCCAGUAGUUGAAGAGAUCAAUGUUGUAGAAGAAGAGACAGUAAAAGAGCCAGAAAUGAUCCCCGAGAUUCAGGCUGUGCCAGAGCCCGUGCCAGAACCCGUGGUUGAGCCAGAACCCGUGCCUGAGCCCAUCCAAGAGCCAGAGCCCAUCCUUGAGCUCAUCGCCGAACCUGAACCUGUACCCGUGGUGAAGGAGGUCCCCGUCAGAGAGCCCACCCCAGAGCCAGCGAGGGAACCCACCCCAGAGCCAGCGAGGGAACCCACCCCAGAGCCAGCGAGGGAACCCACCCCAGAGCCAGCGAGGGAACCCACCCCAGAGCCAGCGAGGGAACCCACCCCAGAGCCAGCAAGGGAACCCACCCCUGAGCCCGUCUUCAUGCCAGAGCCAGAGGACCUUGAGAGCAACGGUACUGAGGAGGUGCACUUUACCCCAGGAAUGAAGAUGAGCAAGUUGGAGAAGCUGAUGACCAAGGAGGAGAUGGAGGAGGAGCAGAGGAUAGAGCUCACACCUGACUUUACCUCUCUAUAAGCAACAUCGACAAGCACACUGUGAGUAGGGAAGGAUUAUGGUGCAGCUGAGUAGGCGAUGAAGAAAAUGAAGGACUCUACACCCACACCUUUCUAUUCUUUACUUUGUUUCCUGAAAAGUGAUCACUGAAGAAGAACCUUUGAAACCUCUGCUGAAAAGAGUGAUCUCUUCUGUUGAUUGUCCGGCGACUCUGCUGUUGAUCUGGAAAAUAUCUGUUGCUUUUUGUCCUCUCCUCUUUUCUUUCCUUCUUUAUUACUUUUGAAGGAUGUGAGUUAAAGGCUACUGCUCAACUCUGCCUGUGAAUAGCAUGCUGCAUUACACCAAACACACAAGUGCCUAUGUGAAUCUGUACUCCCCUCCCCCCUCGCUUUCUAUCUGCUGUCUUACUGGUGGCGUCUAUCCUUUGAUUCGAGCGGGAAUUCUUCAAUCUGGAUUCUGAGUCUGCUUAUUACAGAGUAUGAGGUGUGGGGUGUGCAAAAAACGUUUCUGAAAAAUGAAAGGUCGGGAACCCCUGCUUUCAAAGAGAACGAUGACCAUUGCAAUACCAAUACAGUAAGGAAGUGUUUAAAUAGCUAUUAUGGGUGAAGGGUAGAGACGAGUUGUGUUGUUUUUCAUUGUUUUAAAAUAUGAAACUGUGAUUUAAAGCCAAGACAUGCAAAGACCCCCUCCACCCAAGUCUUGGUCUGUGUGGCUACUGUCCAUUGUGAGCCAGUCCCAGACACUUUAAGAAACGUAACAAAUGCCAAUCAGUAACAUCCGACUAGCCUAAUGAUUGCAUUCUGAAUGCUGAGAACCAUAUAUCGCACUCCUGUCCUGACUCUGACGAUCGUUGGGGCUUUUGUCACUUCAGAAGUAUGUAACCAAUGCACACUGACAAUGAAUGGGCUUCUUUUCAUAUGGGACUGGAGCUCGGUUGUUAGAAUGGCUAAAGUGGAAUAUGUGUAUGACAACCCAUAGUGGUUUUUGUAGAGAGAUUGAAAUGUUUUGUUUAAACAUGAAGUUUUUGGGCUUUUGUAAACUAUUGAUUAUUAAAAGCCAGUUUGUCUAAAACCAA
This is a messenger RNA of Coregonus clupeaformis (lake whitefish), 2068 nucleotides long. Its product is annotated as protein TsetseEP. The transcript is spliced from 5 exons. Bases 238 to 1014 code for a protein of 258 amino acids. The record is from RefSeq and is a predicted model, not a curated record. NCBI's taxonomy places the organism in Eukaryota, Metazoa, Chordata, Actinopteri, Salmoniformes, Salmonidae.